Messenger RNA from Humulus lupulus (European hop), 2990 nucleotides. RefSeq lists its product as uncharacterized. NCBI's taxonomy places the organism in Eukaryota, Viridiplantae, Streptophyta, Magnoliopsida, Rosales, Cannabaceae. The transcript is spliced from 4 exons. The record is from RefSeq and is a predicted model, not a curated record. Gene Ontology annotation, biological process: mRNA 5'-splice site recognition; RNA processing. Bases 157 to 2847 code for a protein of 896 amino acids. Gene Ontology annotation, molecular function: RNA binding.
CUACUAGUCUCAAUCAGACCCUUCGGAAAAAGCUCGCAGGGCUUACACAAAUCCCAACCCUAGAACCAAUCCUCCCAAAUUUUUUUAGGGUUUUCAUUCACACUCAUUCUGGCUUUUCUGCACACAAGCUCUCUGACCCAGACUGUUGUGAAAUCGAUGGAUCUGGAGGUUGUGGGCCGCCACGCGUUGCUCUUCGACGACGACGCGAACGCCGCUUUCGUCAAUUCUAGGGAUGCCCUUGUCGAGUGGAACUCGCUUUUCAUCGAUCGAUACGACGUCCGCCACUUCCUCUCUGCUCCACCACCACGCAACCACCGCCGCCAACUACUCGAACCGGACCUCGAUCACGAACGAUUCCUUGAUUUGCCUUCACCUUUGGAUGAACAAGAACAAGGUGUAUGUAAAGAUGAAGAAGCAGUGGUUGACAGUGGCUAUCGAGCUGUUACCUUCAGUUAUGGAAAUUUAGAUGGAGCGGCUGAGCAAAAAAACAUUGAAGUUGAAUCUGUCUUUCACCCACCAUUUCCUGUGCCAGAAAGCUUAAUUCAAAACCUACCUCGAUCAGAAAAGGUACAUCAAAUCAUUGCAAGAAGUGCCACAUUCGUCAGCCAGCAUGGUGGGCAAUCAGAAAUUGUUUUGAGAGUAAAACAAGGAGACAACCCAAUAUUCGGGUUCUUGAUGCCCGACCAUCAUCUUCAUGCAUACUUUAGAUUUCUUGUUGAUCAUCAAGAACUACUGAAGUCUGAUUUUGAUGGAAAAAAACUAGAAGAAGAGAAGGGUGAUACAAGACGUGAUCAGACUGGUGGUGCAUUGUCUUUGCUUGGUUCUAUUUAUGGGUCUGGAGAUGGAGAGGAAGAGGAUGGCACAACUGAGGAUGCACCUGAAGCACAUACGAAUAGGUUUAAUGAAACAGUUGAUGGUGUUAGUGGGAGUGUUUCACACAGACCAGAACAUACUGAAUCUACAGUAAAUGUAUUAGAGCAAAGUGAUGUUUCCAACAAUAAAUCUUCUUUGAAAGAAAAAAUCCAUGUAAUAAAACGAAAUCGAAGCAUUAAUAAUAAUGUCAAAAGUGGAACAACAUCAGUGUUGAAAAAGGAUGGAGAUGGCUUAAGGUCAAUUUCUACUGCUACUAGUAAGUCACAGGCAUCUGCAGGGCCUAGCAUGUCAAAGGUUGAAGUACCUAUAUUGGAGCCUCCAUCUGAUUUAAAGAGAACAGUUGACAAGAUAGUUGAGUUCAUCUUAAAAAAUGGCAGGAAAUUUGAAGGUAUACUUGCUGAACAGGAUCGUCCAUAUAAAAGAUUCGAAUUUCUUCUGCCUACUAAUCUUUAUCAUCCUUACUAUUUAAAGGUUCUUCAAAAGACUCAGGAGUCUGGCCUAGCUGGCAAAGGCUGUGUCUCUGAAAAGCAUGGGUCCAUGGGGCUUGGAAUGGAGAAGAAAAGUGCUAAAUGUGGAGAAGGUGAUGCACAUUCCUCAGGAUUUGCUGAUGAUGAUAUACCUUAUGAUUACGAUAAGAAAGAGAAAUUUCGAAUGAUACUGGCAAAAUCCAAGAAGGAUGUACAAGAUCCGCCUCCUAAUGUUAACCAGCCCCAAGGUGAAGUCACUAUAGAUGCAGAUGUUACUGCAGCUAUACUUAGGGCUGCCACCAGGGGCAUUAAGAAUCCGAAUCUAGAGCUGUUCCCAAAACUUUCAUGGGGUAGUAUUGGUGAAGACCCUAGUGAUGAGGCUGGACAAUCCUUAAGUUUUGGGAGUCUCCACGUAUCUCAACCUCAAAGUUCAGUUCAAAAGCGAGAUGCUGUUGGGCAUCCUAACAUUUCUGCCCCUGCUGCAAAGGUUAUAGCGGAGACGGCUGCUCUUGCAGCUGCUAGUGAGGCUGAUUCCUCUGAGGCAUCCUUGACUAAAGAAGAAAAGCUGAAGGCUGAGAGAUUGAAACGUGCUAAGAUGUUUGCUGCCAUGAUAAAAAGUCGAGCUGCACCUUUGAAACCGGAGCCAUUGUGUAGCUCAUCAUUUGAACCACCUGGUUCUGGGGUUUCCUCCUCAGGCAAUGAGGUUGCCAAUCCAUCAGGCAAAGAAAGGGAGGGUAGUUCCAUUCCAAUGGAUGUUGAUGCCUUGGGCCAUCUUGAUAAAUCUGAAAAGAAAAUUAUUGUUGAUGAAUGCACUGAGCGAAGAUCAAAGAGGAGCUACCGGUCUAGAUCUAAAAGGCAUGAAGAAGAUGAAGAGAGUGGUGACGAGGAGGAAGAAGAUGAUAAAAAAGAUCAUAUGCAGUCAAGGAAGAAGCAUCGAUCUCAUCGAUCCUCACGUCACAGUGAAGACAAGCAUAGGCACAGGAAGAGACAUUCCUCAUCCAAGGACAGAGACUCUCGAGACAGUUGUAAGCGUGACAUUGAUGACAAUUGGCAUUCUCGGCAUCGAUCUAAGCACAGUAGCUCUUCAGAUAAUGGGGAACAUGGAUCCUCAAGAAGGCAGCAUAAACAUCAUAUUUCGUCUGAUGAUGAACAUCAGCAUAAUAGACACAGGCACAAGUGUGGUGUUUUGUUUGAAGAUGAGUAUGAGCAGAGGACUCGUCAUCAGCACAAAAGUGGUGGUUCCCCUAAUGAGGGUCGUCACAGGAGCAGAUCCACUAAACAUAGGAAACAUAGGUCUGAAAGAGAGCCAGAGUUGGAAGAAGGGGAGAUCCGUGCUAAGUCGGAUCAAUCAAAAGCAAAUGAAAGUGACCGAGCGAGUAGGGAAACUUCUAUAGAUCUGUUAAAAUCCUAUCAACAAGGAAGUGCCCCAUCACAGCCCUCUGAAUCCACGGAGGUCUCUGAUGAUUUUAGAGCUAAAAUCCGUGCCAUGUUGAUGGCAACCAUGUAGUAGGCGGAAUUAGUUUUCUAUGUUCUUGUGUUUUCACAAGUUUAUAACUAUCCUUACAAUUCAUUUAUUUUCUUUUUUUGUUUGAUGAAAGAUUCAUUUCUUUUAUUAGUAAUGAGCCCAAGGGAUAGUUUCCUUUUCUGUUC